AUGAGGCAAGCGAGGAACCAUUCGCCCCGAUGCGCUCCGCUCAACCUCCAUCCGCUCAACCCCCCUCCGCCCAACCCUCCUAUGUCCAACCCCCCUCUGCUCAACCCCUCUAAGACCAAACCCCUUCUGCCCAAUCCCCCUCUACUCAACCACCCUGUGCCCAACCCCCCCUCUGCUCAAUCCCCCUUUGCUUGUGCUAAACCAACGUCCGCGCAACUUUCGGAGCACAUUAACAGCGUUGAGAGCAAACGCGCAGGCCGCCGUUCGAUAUCAAGAAGCAGAGCGAGUAGCGCGCCGUUACUCUACCUUGGCGACAGAGAGGAACGAAUUCGGGUCAUGGGGUUUAAGCGUGACAGUGUUCCUGGUAAUGGGCAUUGUCUUUUCUCGAGCUUGUAUUGCUGCAUUUACAAGAAGCAGAUACUCAGCUUGGACGAACUGGCUGACCUCAUGGUCAUCAGGCGCAUUCACGAAAUCUGCAACCAUUUAGCAUCCAGAGUGUGUCGUCGCGUGUCUGAUGCAUCUUGGUACGACAACAAUUCGUUUGUGCUUAAGCUUCCUGGUGGUAUGCGGGAAGCGGAAACCUGGUCCGCCCAAGAUGAAGCGUUUCAAGUCGCAUGGUUUGUAUUGAAAUAA
This is a messenger RNA of Aphanomyces astaci, 633 nucleotides long. RefSeq lists its product as hypothetical. The record is from RefSeq and is a predicted model, not a curated record. Bases 1 to 633 code for a protein of 210 amino acids. The transcript is spliced from 2 exons. Lineage: Eukaryota; Oomycota; Saprolegniomycetes; Saprolegniales; Verrucalvaceae.